AUGUCAAGAGGAAGCAGCGAUGUCACAGAGGGAGCAGCGAUGUCACAGAGGGACAGCGUCAAGAGAGGACCAGACUCCCACUGUGACAGCGGAAAGAGUGCUUCAGGGAACCAGACCCACGGGAACCCGGCCCACGAAGGCGCCAACAGAGAGAAGGCCAACUGGACCCUCCUCAUCAAGCGGGAACCCGGCCCACGAAGGCCCAACAGAGAGAAGGCCCAACUGGACCCUCCUCAUCAAGCGGGAACCGGCCCACGAGGGCCCAACAGAGGGAAGGCCAAACUGAAGACCCUCCUAAUCAAGCGGGAACCCGGCCCACGAAGGGCCCAACAGAGAAGGCCAACUGGACCUCCUAAUCAAGCGGGCCCGGCCACGAAGGUCAACAGUGUACCCGACAGAGACCUUCAACGCAACGUUGUCUGCUGGACGGAGAAAGAAGCUCUGCGGCUGAACAUUGUCAUGAAAGAUGAAGAGGAGGAUGUUUCCGUAAAAGGAGAGGAAGAAGCUUUCAGAAUGAAAGAGGGGGAUGAGGAGGCUAUCAGUAUCACGUUUAAAGAAGAGGAGAAGACCGUUCAAGAGAAGAGGAGACUGAAGAUCUGGAUUAACACCAGAGAGAAACCAGACUCUCACUCUGACAGCGGGAAGAGUCCUUCAGAGAAUCCAGACCCAGAUAUUCCCAAACCAGCGACAAGACACAACUGCUCCCAGUGUGGAAAGAGUUUUAAGUGGUUAUGUAAGCUCAAAGAGCAUGUGAGAACACACACAGGAGAAAAGCUCUUCCAAUGCUCCCAUUGUGAAAAGAGAUUUAACCAGUCAUCACUUCUGAAAGAGCAUGAGAAAAUACACACAGGAGAGAAGCCUUUCCAAUGUUCUCAGUGUGGAAAGGGUUUUACAUGGUUAAGGCACCUGAAAGAGCAUGAGAGGAUACACACAGGAGAGAAGCCUUUCCAUUGCUCCCAGUGUGGAAAGCGUUAUACCCGAUUAGCACACCUAAAAAUACAUGAGAGAAUACACUCUGGAGUAAAGGCUUACCUCUGUUCCCAGUGUGGAAAGAAUUUUAGGUGGUUAGAGAACCUGAAGCAGCAUGAAAGGACACACACGGGGGAGAAGCCUUACCAUUGUUCUCAGUGUGGAAAGGAUUUUACCACAUUAGGGAACGUAAAAGAGCAUAAGAAGAAACACACAGGAGAAAAACCUUUACAAUGUUCCCAGUGUGGAAAGAGAUUUACACAUUUAGGAAAUCUAAAAAGGCAUGAAGGAAUACACACAGGAGAAAAACUCUACCACUGCUCUCAGUGUGYAAAGAGUUUUACCCAGUUAGGGUAUUUGAAAAAACAUGAGAAAAUACACUCUGAAGAGAAGCCUUAUCCCUGUUCCCACUGUGGAAAGAGUUUUAGGUGGUUAGGGGACCUGAAAGAGCACGAGAGGACGCACACAGGGGAGAAACCUUACCAUUGCUCCUUGUGCGGAAAGGAUUUUACRAAGUUAGGGAAUCUAAAAGAGCAUAAGAAGAAACACACAGGAGAAAAGCCCUACCAAUGCUCCCUGUGUGAYAAGACUUUUACGCAGUUAGGGGGCCUGAAAUAUCACGAGGGCACACACACAGAAAAAAAGACCUACCACUGCUCUCAGUGUCAAAAGACAUUUACCCGAUUAGGGAACCUGAAAAAGCAUGAGAGAAUACACACACRCAGGUGAGGAUAAGACCGUCCACUGCUCCCAGUGUAGAWAGAGUUUAGGUCAGUUAGGGAACCUGAAAGAGCAUGAAACACACAUACAGCAGAGAAGCCUUACUGCUGCUCUAAUUARGGAAAMACAUUUUCCAGGUCAGAGGGCCUGAAAUCACAUGACAGAAUAGUGUUCUGAAAUGUGUGUUUUGUUUAUACUGAAAUCAUGUUUAUAUGAAGUCAUGUUUUGAUUAUGACAUGUUUUGAUUCUGAUUCUGAUUGAUGGAACCCUUAGAUGUUCAUAAUUGUAUUCCAAUUGUUCAUUAUAUAUUUUGGGGCUCCCGAGUGGUGCAUUGGUCUGAGGCACUACAUCUCAGUGCUUGAGGCGUGCACUACAGA
This is a messenger RNA of Salvelinus sp. IW2-2015, 2066 nucleotides long. NCBI's taxonomy places the organism in Eukaryota, Metazoa, Chordata, Actinopteri, Salmoniformes, Salmonidae. The record is from RefSeq and is a predicted model, not a curated record.